Molecule: messenger RNA, 605 nt
Organism: Rhodamnia argentea
Lineage: Eukaryota; Viridiplantae; Streptophyta; Magnoliopsida; Myrtales; Myrtaceae
Product: lipid transfer protein EARLI 1-like
Exons: 1
Coding region: 79-447 (122 amino acids)
Source: RefSeq, a predicted model, not a curated record
UCCAUCCCAAAACACUCGCAUUUUACUAGCUAAUUCCAAUUUCCAACUUUGGCUAGGGCUUCGUGAAGCUUUUGUACUAUGGCUUCCAAGACCUAUGCAACAGUUGCUCUAGUUCUCUCCCUCAACAUCGUCUUGGCCUCCUUGGUCACUGCGGGGCCGCCGAAGCCAACCUCAAACUUCACGGUGGUUUCUUGCCCUAUAAACGCCCUCAAAUUAGGCAUCUGCCUCGACUUACUUGAUAGCCUUCUCAAUAUCACCAUCGGCAUGCCUCCAAAAGAGCCGUGCUGCUCUCUCAUUGCUGGCCUUGUCGACCUAGAAGCCGCCGUUUGCCUUUGCACGGCCAUCAAAGCCGAUGUCUUGGGCAUUAACCUCGACAUUCCGCUCUCUCUGACCUUGCUCCUCAACGUUUGUAGCAAGAAGGUCCCUCCAGGUUUCCAAUGUGCUUAAGCGUGAGAGGUCUUGAAUAAUAAGAGUUUGGAGUCCGUUUGAUUAUGUUAUGACUGUGUUGGGUGGUGUAUGUUAAAAGCACUAAAAAUGCCUAAAAUAAUGUUGAGCUUACGCUUAUGGGUUAUGAACUGAAUAAGGGUUUGUCUUACACCAUGUGC